AUGUUGUUAUUUGACAAAAUAAACCAUGGUGCAGCAAUUAAUAUAUCAUCUGAUGGUCUUAGUGCACGACGUAUAACUGGUUUUGCUAAUGGAAUUGUUUUUACUAAUCGUCCAAUAAAUAUUUUCGAAAAAAUAACAUUCGAAUUACAACAACAACCCUAUUCUAUAUGGCAAGGAUCAUUACGUUUAGGUUUAUAUACUGGUCAACAAAUUCCAACAGAUGAUUUACCAUUAUCAACAAUGGAAUCAAAUUUAAGUUCAUCUUAUACAAUGGUAUCUCUUGACAAAUAUAUUAAUUUAUAUAAUGAAAUUCGUUUAACUGUUUGGUUAACACAAAAUUAUUGUUUAAAUUAUGCAAUUAAUAAUGUAUUACGAGGUACAUUAAUUGAUAAUAAUCAAAUUGAUGAAAAUAAUAAUAAUGGAAUUGUACCUCCUCGACUUGUCUUUGAUCUUUUUGGAAAUACUAUUAAAGUUCAACUUAUUCGAGACGAUGAUGUUGUUCCCUAUGAAAUUAAAGCACGAGGACCUGAUGCAAUUCGAUAUUUUCAAACAGCUUGUGAUACUGGUACAACAUCUGUACGUCGUACUUUAUUGUUAAUGAUUGGACCUAAAUUAAGUGGAAAAAGUUCUUUAAAACAAAUUCUUAUAUCUAAUAAUAAUAAUAAUAAUUCCGAUAGUUAUGAUUUAUCAACUGAUCUUUCGUCAUCAUGUUCGAUUAAUAUUGAUCAAGCACAUACAUGGUCUUUAUCAAAAACUACGCAUCAUUCUCAUCCUACGGAUGAUUUAUUAUCUACAGUUAUUCAAGAUUUUGAUGAACAUGAAUUAUCAAAAUCAACAAUACAAAAACAAGAAUAUGAAUCACAAUUAGUACAUAAUAUUAUACUUAAUCUUUUAAAACGACGUUAUGAAUUACAUACAGUUCAUGAAAAAAAAGAUAAAAAUUGGAAAGAAACUUUAUUAGAUGAUCUUAAACUUGUUUAUCCAAGUCCAAUUAUUCCUCUAACAAUUCGUUCAUUAAUUGAAAAACAAUUAACACAAAUGAAAUCGUUAGAUCCACACGCUGUACUUGCUAAUCUAAUGAAUAAUACUAUAAAACCUAAAUCAGAACAAUUACAAGAAUAUCAACGUUUACGUCUUGAUCUUUGGGAUAUGGCCGGAUCAACUUCAUCAUCUGGAAUAACACAUCAGAUAUUUUUAUCGUCAAGAGCAAUUUAUUUACUUGUAUUUGAUUUAUCAAAAGACCUUGAUCAACCUUGUGAAUGGAAUAAAGAAAUAACAAAUCUUGAACAUUUAAAUUAUAUUAUGCAUUCUGUUUUUUGUUAUUCGGCUAAUAUUAAUCAAGGACGAAUGGAAGAUGAUGAAUUAAAUGAUCAUCGUUUAUCACCACCGAUUGUACUCGUUGGUACUCAUAGGAAUCUAUUAACAAAUUCAACAAAACAAGUUACAAUUGAAAAUAAAUUGGCUAAAAUUCGUGCAAUGAUCUCAACAAAACCUUAUUGUAAACAUGUUGUUGAACCCUAUUUUACAGUCGAUACACAUCAUCCAGAUACUACAGAUUAUGAACAAAUUGAUCAAUUAAAACAAUUGAUUGAAGAUGUAACACUUGCUGAAUCAUAUAUCGGUGAACAGAUUCCAACACGAUGGUUACAAUUUGAAAAUGAUCUUAAUCGAUUAAAAAAACAAGAUAAUUUUUAUGCUUCACUCGAUCAAAUUUGUGAAAUAGCUCGUACACAAGAUAUAUGUUCUUCCGAUGAACUUAAAACUUUACUUGAUUUCUAUCAUGAUCUUGGUGUUAUUGUUUAUUUUGGUAAUACACAAGAUAUGUUUUUAAAGAAUACACUUAUUCUUCGUCCACAAAAAUUAAUUCAAUUAAUCAAACGUCUUGUUUGUAAUAAUAAUGAAGAAAAUGAAAAUGAUGAUGGAAUUAUUGAUGAACGAACAUUUGAAAAUCUUUGUCAACCAUUUAUUGAACAAAAGCAAAGUCUUUUAGCAUUACUAAAAAAAUUUGAUCUUCUUUGUGAACGUACAUCAUUAUCAUCAUCAGCAUCAACAUCACCGACAACAACAACAACAACAAAUGUAUGUAAACAAUAUUAUGUACCUGGUUCUAUACGAAGAAUAUAUAAUGAAAAAUUAUCAAUUGAUAAAGAUGAACAAUCAAUAGUAUUUUAUUAUGUAUUUAAUGGGUAUUUUCCAGAAAGUCUUUUUCAUCAAAUUCUUGUUCGUACUAUAAAAUGGACACAAUCAAAUAAUGUUCCAUCACCUAAACUUUAUUAUCGUCGUGGGAAGUUUAUUCUUGAUGAUCAACAUUUACUUAUAUUAACGGCUUCAUCAAUAAAAUAUGCUCGAAUGAAAGUACAGAUUAUUCGGAAUAAUCCAAAUACAACUGCAAAUAAUACAACGACUACGACAACAAGUAAUAAUAGCAAUAACAGUAGUAAUAAUAAUAAAAAUCAAGAUGAAAUUAAUCCUCAAUUAGCAGAUCCUGCUGUUGUAGCAAAGGUACGUAAAUUUCUUGAAUCAUUGCUCAAUGAAAUUAAAUCGACAUGGAUACGUCGUCUUGCAUUUCAAUGUAUGGUUGUGUGUCCAUGUGGAAAAAUAUGUGAUUUACAUAAAACUCCUUAUUGCUCAAAUAAUCUUUGUUUACAUUUUCUCAAUCUUGAUCAUUGUCUUUCAAAUCCCAUUGUUGAAUGUUCAUUUCGUCGUGUACCAACAAAUCAAUAUCGUAAUUGGUUUCCAAAAUUAUCAACAACACGUGCUGUACCAAUUAUAGAUAUAUUAUAUGAUCAAAAAUCUAUGAAUCAUUUUUUUGAAGAUUCAAAUCUACCGAAUUGGGUACGUUCAACUGCAAAACUUUUAUCAACAUCAGAAAUAACUAUAAAUCUUACGAAAUCAUCAAGUGAAAAUCGUACAUGGGUUAUUCUAGCAAAAAAACUUGGUUAUCAACAAUCUGUUAUUGAUCAAUUUUCCCUAAGUCGAAAUCCAAGUUUACAAUUAAUAACAGAUUGGAUUGUACGAAGUGGAAAUUCAUCAUUAGCUGUUGAUAUGUUACUUGCAACAAUGAAACAAAUUGGUCGUGAUGAUCUAGUUGAUAUUAUAUCACGUGAACGAGAAGCACAAUACGCAUUACCAUCAGUUUUUCUUAGUUAUCAAUGGGAUAUACAAGAUGAAGUAAAAGAAUUACGGAAUUUUUUAGAACUAGUUGGAUUUACUUGUUGGAUGGAUAUGGGACAAAUUGGUGGAGGUGAACUUUUAUAUGAAAAAAUUGAUCAUGGAAUUCGAAAUGCUAAAAUUAUUAUUUCUUGUAUAACACCAAUGUAUAUUUGUUCAAAUAUGUGUCAACGUGAAUUAAUCUUAGCUGAUAUGCUUAAAAAACCAAUUGUACCAGUUAUGUUUGAAUUAACACCAUGGCCACCAAUUGGAGCAGCAAGUUUAAUUCUUUCACAAUUAGCUUAUGUCGAUUUAAAAGGUGCUGGUGGACAUGGUGGUAGUGGUAGAGCAGCAGAUUUACAAGCACGUUAUAAUGAAAUAGCAUCAAUGGUAUCUCGUCAUACAACAUCAUCGUCACCAAGUACAUUUCGUCGUUUAGUACAUUCAUCAUCAAUUGAUAAACGUGCUGCAAAUCAUCCAUCAUCAGCAUUAGCAUCAUUAACAACUGCUCGAAAUAUAAAACAAACCCGAAAUCAUCAACGUCGUAAUACAGAUUCACUUAAUUCAAAUGAAAGUUCAAAUAGUAGUAUGAGUGAAGAUGAUUUUGAUUAUGAUUAUAAUGAAACGGAUGGUAGUGAUCAUCCUGUAAGACCUAUUGAACCUAUUUUAACAGCAGCUAAUAUUGGUCCAACUGUUGGCGCACCUUUAACUCAACCAUUUCAAAUUCGUAGUUCUGUUCAUCUUGAACACCGUCUUGGUCCUAUGACAACUAGUCAUCAACCACCAGCUGUUACCAAUCGUAUUGCUAGCUGUACUGUUUGUAGCAUUCUGUGA
Molecule: messenger RNA, 3984 nt
Organism: Adineta steineri
Lineage: Eukaryota; Metazoa; Rotifera; Eurotatoria; Adinetida; Adinetidae
Source: the annotation of a GenBank genome assembly